UCUCGGCUCGGGGUCCUUUCCGCUUGGCGUGGCGGCCGUACCCAGCUCCCGAAGCCCAGGGAAGCGAGUUCCGACCCGCUGCGCGCACAAGCCCGCCCCGUCCUUCCCGCCUCGCUGCCUCGCUCGCUCCGAUGCCGCCGCGCGUCCUCACUUCUGGGCAGCCGGCGGCGGAGGCGCAGCGAGUCCCCGGGCUCGGAGGGGAGAUGGGGCAGGCAGUGACGCGCCGCCUCGGAGCUGGAGCCCGCGCAGCGCCCCACCGGGCGAUGGAGCGCCGAGAUCCCAGCGCGCGCGACGCCACCGCGGCGCCCCCGCCGCUCGCCAGCACCCUGACCGGGAGAAAAACAAAAGCCAAGGCACCACUUCCUCCAGCUGAGACAAAAUAUGUGGACGCCUCUUCAUUUGAUGAUUCUGUAGAAUCUGCUGCUUUCAUUAUGGAACAGAAAGAAAACAUAAUAGAUAAAGACAUUGACCUUACAGUGGUUUUACCUGGGGAUAUCAUCAAAUCUACUACUGUUCAUGGCAGUAAGCCUAUGAUGGACUUGCUGAUAUUCCUGUGUGCACAGUAUCACUUAAAUCCAUCAAGCUACACAAUUGAUCUGCUGUCAGCUGAGAAGAAUAACAUUAAAUUUAAGCCAAAUACACCUAUAGGAAUGUUGGAUGUAGAGAAAGUGAUUUUAAAGCCAAAAAAUUUGGAUAAGAAAAAACCUACACCUAUAAUACCAGAGAAAACUGUGAGAGUAGUGAUCAAUUUUAAGAAAACACAAAAGGCCAUAGUGAGAGUCAGUCCACAUGCAUCGCUUCAAGAACUUGUUCCUACGAUAUGUAGCAAGUGUGAGUUUGACCCGUCUCACACCUUGUUGCUGAAAGAUUAUCAAUCUCAGGAACCAUUGGAUUUGACGAAGUCUCUUAAUGACCUGGGACUGAGAGAAUUAUAUGCCAUGGAUGUCAGUGGAGCCACUUCUGUCACUGCCUUCAGUAAGUCAUCUUUACAAGAGUCUUCUCAAGUAUCACCAAACCUAGAUAUCAUGAAGGAGAAAGAAAGUAAGGGGUUUUUCAGCUUUUUUCAACGCAGUAAGAAAAAGCGGGAGCAAACUGCGAGUGCUCCUGCAACUCCUCUAAUAAAUAAGCACCGCCCAACUUUUGUGAGAUCCAAUACCCUCUCCAGGCCAUAUGUGUCCAACACCCUGCCAUCCGAUGCACCCAAGAAGAGGCGGGCCCCACUGCCACCCAUGCUGGCAUCGCAGAUUGCACCACAGGACCUUGAGCAGCCCCAGGAGAGAGCAGGCUCUUCCGUGGUGAAGUCCACAGGCGUGGAGGAAGCUGAUGAGAGUCCCCGUGAAGCAGGUAGAGCGAGGACGGGCUCACUGCCGCUCUCCAGCACAUCUGAAGGGAAUUUAUCUCUGAAAAGGACAAAGCGGAAAGCACCUUCCCCACCCACCAAAAUACCGCUGCGUCAAAGCACUGAAAAUGGCCAUCCGACAGUCCUGCAGGCAGUAGAUGGAGUUUCCCCAGACAGCAUUUCAGAAGCAACCUCUCCUGAGGGCCUCCCCAGCCCAGACUCUACUUCUUUGGCAGAAGGCUGUCUUGGCCCUGGGCUCUUCCAUCAGGAACGGUGCACUACGCCCAAACUGCCUGACGAAUCUUCUCUCUCUGAGGGCCCUGGAACCCCCGAGGCGGCUGUGGCAUCCUUGACAUCUGGAAUAAGCUCGGAUUAUAGCCUUGAGGAGAUAGAUGAAAAGGAAGAACUAAGUGAGAUGCCUAAACAUGAAGCUGAAAAUAUUUCUCUGAAGUCACCAGACAUUGCUUUUGUAUCUACUGAUAUAAUAAGCACAUUGAAGAAGGAUCCUGACUCAGUCCUUGGCACUGAUAGUGGAGAGGCUUCACAAAACUCCAAAGAAGAAAAUCAAGAAGCUGGAAACACAGAUGGACAAGGGUCACACAGUGUUGUGUAUGAUUCAAGCAAUGAAAAUAUGUUACCUGAUGGUGUCAGAAAUUUGCAGUCACUGAGCCCAAAUGAAAAGAAUGUUCAAAAUGAAACCAAUAUCCUUGCAACAAAAACAGAAGAUAAGAUGAAAAAUAGUGUGAGAAAAACAGAAAUCUGUGUAGAUGAAGCCAAAAAUAAGGACAUAAACAUGAGAGUUGACAAACUACCACAGUGUCGAGCGUGUGAAACUGAUAGUUUUAUAAGUUCCAAGGAAAAUCAUGGAGUGGUAGCAUCACUGCCAGACCAAAAACUGAAUCAACACAGAACAGAAAAGACAAAAAUGCAAGAUGCAGCAAUUCAGACCACCCCUUCCUGUAACAGCUUGAAUGGGAACCACCAAGAUCGUAAUUUAUCUGACUUCAAAGUUGAUGAAAGUGUGCAAACUUCAAAUAACAAGUCAACUCAACAUUCAUCCUUAAUUCUACAAGAUUCUGCAAAUACCACAAGCAAAUUGAGGAGUCAGGGUACCCUAACAGUAUAUACAGAAGAUAGGCUUGCCAGAAAGGAUCCAGUCUAUGCCUAUGGUAGUGAUGAUCUUUCAUCUCCCAUAGAUGGAAUUGAUAAAAACUCAACUGUUUCUUACCUACAGAACUCUCCACUUUACCGACAGGACUAUAGUGCCAAACCAAAACCUUCUAAUGAAAUUACAAGAGAUUAUAUACCCAAAGUUGGAAUGACGACUUAUAAAAUAGUGCCUCUCAAAUCCCUGGAAAUACUGAAAGACGGGGAGUCAGAAUCUGUAGUAUUUAAAGAUGAUCAGAAGUUACAUACUUUAGGAAAAAAGCAUGCUUACGAGAAUGUGAAAGAAACUUCCAUCCAGACAGAAAACACUGCUGCUUCUGACGGCCCAGUGGAGGAGCACAAACAAGGCCUCACACCCAAGCCCAGCUUGAGAGCAGCACAGCAGUUGCACAGGGCUAUGAGCUUUACUGAUGAGGUAGUGACUAAGCCUCCAAAGCCUCCCAGGAUGACUGGAGACACUGGCACGGCUCCUUUUGCGCCAACUUUGGAAGACAUAAACAAUAUUUUGGAGUCAAAAAUAAAACCUCAGAUUUCAAAUCCCCAGGCCAAACCAAAUUCUUUUUUCUUGCAGAUGCAAAAGAGAGCAUCAGGCCAUUAUGUCACGUCUGCAGCUGCCAAGAGCACACACACUGCACCUAACGUUACUCCCAAAGAACUCCCAAAUAGAGACUCAGGCAAGGACACACUGCCUUCUCCAGAGCAGACUCUUUCUCCCUUAAGUAAAACAACUCACUGUACUCCCCUGCCCCAUGUUAGACACACUGGCGAGGCCGUCCUCACCCAGAAGCCUGCUCCUCCCCCCAUAGCACCCAAGCCUGUGCCUCUUCCCACUCCUCAGCCAGCAGCAGUAAAUCUGAAGACUCUGAAAACUUUUGGCGCCCCCCGACCAUUCUCCAGUUCCACUUCUUCACCAUUUGCCCUUGCCGUCGUGAAAAGGUCACAGUCUUUCAGUAAGGUGCACACGGAGCCCUCCAGUGAGGAAGAAGCUGCCCAGCCUCCAGCCAGUGCAGAUGACAGGAAGACAGGCUCUGUAAACAAGUUUCCUGACGUUCCACGACUUGAUGCGACAGAGAAUCAAAAUAACUCUGCACAUAAUGAACAGAAUUCUAAAAUGCCAACUCCAACUGACUGCCCAUCAUUCACUCUUAAGAGACAAAGUUCCUUAACAUUCCAAAGCUCUGACCCAGAACAGAUCCGACAGAGUUUGCUGACUGCAAUCCGUUCUGGAGAGGCUGCUGCUAAAUUGAAAAGAGUUACUGUUCCAUCGAAUACGAUAUCUGUGAAUGGAAGGUCACGACUUAGCCAAUCCCUGUCCUCCGAUGCCCAGGAAGGCUGUUAAUGUCACCCGUACACUGUGCUUCCUGCUUGCACCUCCUGACCCAGCUUCACGCCAAUGGGGAAUGUGGGCAAAUGUAUAUUCAGAUGUACACUAAUAUAUUAUCUGUUAAAGUCUGAGAUUUUAUGCUAUGGCUAUUAAUGCCAAAAGAAGAAUUAUUAGAAUUUAUAAUUUAUAAUAAUUUUUGAUCUUUUUUGCCUUAAAGAUUAAAUAUGCUGCUUUAGAACUUUAACACAGCUAUAAAUGACUUUCAUUUUUUUUCAAAUGACAAAUAAUUACUCUUUAUUGAUGACACACUCUACAGUGGUGACUUAAAAGUAUAAAUGAAGAUUUAUAGACUUCUGUUUGUGCCACAUAUACCAGCAAACAGACCUGACAUUUGCUGCCUCAGUGUUAGUUUAAUUGGAAAUGUUUAUGUUACAUUUCAGGCUGUUUUGUGCUGAAGGAAUGAUCUAGAAAAUUAGUGAUAUCAAGUAUAUAAAGCUGAGUUUUUUCAUUGAUGAAUCAUUUAGUAUACAAAACUUAGCUUGUCUGUUCUUUUUAUAAUUACAAAUCAGUGUCAAAUUUAGAGGAAGCAUAUUUUAAUACUUUAUUAACAUGAACACUUGAUGUUGUAAUCGUUAGAGUUUAAGUUGCACAAGGAGAAUUUUAAAUAUUUUCUGUUUAUAAUAAUGACAUUGACAGAAAUAUUACUUAUUUUAUGUGCCAGAAGCCUUAAAAAUCUUCCUGUGAAAAUAUUGAGAUAUUGUACAAUUAUUUCACAUUUGAUAUGUAGAGAGGAAUAGUUGGUGUAUAUUCAUAUUGGAAAACUUUACUAUUUGGAAGUUUCAGAAAUCCUGGUUUAAUUCAGGUGAAAUGAUAAAAUAGUCAAGAUGUUGUUGAGAUGCUAUUAUUCUGAUUUACUGUAUAUUUACUGAAAACUCAAAUGGUUGAGUUGCACAGCACCUAAUCUGGCAAGGUCUAGAGCUUGUUAGUAUCCUUUCUACUUCAAUAAUUUAAUUUUUCACUUAUUCUAAAAUAUUUUUUCAAACAAGCUGACAUUAAGUUGGUUUUCCCUAAAGUUUUUGGAAUAUCUGCCUCUUUAAAAAAUGUGAUUUUUUUCCCCUCCUGUUUAAUAAAAGCAAGUUGUAUA
Molecule: messenger RNA, 4974 nt
Organism: Cavia porcellus (domestic guinea pig)
Lineage: Eukaryota; Metazoa; Chordata; Mammalia; Rodentia; Caviidae
Gene: Cobll1
Product: cordon-bleu WH2 repeat protein like 1
Exons: 16
Coding region: 132-3845 (1237 amino acids)
Molecular function (GO): actin monomer binding
Source: RefSeq, a predicted model, not a curated record